Molecule: messenger RNA, 1316 nt
Organism: Daucus carota subsp. sativus
Lineage: Eukaryota; Viridiplantae; Streptophyta; Magnoliopsida; Apiales; Apiaceae
Product: protein trichome birefringence-like 43
Exons: 5
Coding region: 152-1189 (345 amino acids)
Cellular component (GO): Golgi apparatus
Molecular function (GO): O-acetyltransferase activity
Source: RefSeq, a predicted model, not a curated record
UCUCUCUCCCUCCCUCUCUCCCUCUCUCUCUCCCCCCUCUCUAUCUCUCUCCCUCUCCCCACUCUCUCUCUCCCCCCUCUCAAUCUCUAUCUCUCUCUCCCUCCCUCUCUCUCUCUCUCCCCUCCCCCCCCCCCCCCUCUCUCUCUCUCUCAUGGCCAGCUUUAGUAUUUCGGCUAUUGUGGUACUAACAAUAUUAGCUGCAAAAGAAAUAGAAGGCGGCGGUGGUGCAGGAACAUGUAACAUAUACGAAGGAAACUGGAUAUAUGAUCCUUCGUAUCCACUUUACAAUCCCGCUGACUGCCCUUUCCUGGAGAGCAGAGAAUUCGAUUGCCAGAAAAAUGGCCGUCCUGAUAAAAACUAUCUCCAUUACAGAUGGCAGCCCACCGGUUGCAAUUUACCAAGGUUUGAUGCACAUGAUUUUCUACAGAGAUUCAGAGGAAAACAACUCAUGUUUGUAGGAGACUCAUUGAGUCUGAACCAGUGGCAGUCUCUCACUUGCAUGAUCCACACAUCACUGCCCCAAGCCCCGUAUAUUUCCAAUAAGAUCGGUGGUCUUUCGAAUUUUACAUUUCCGGAUUACAAGGUUUCCUUCUUGUUCUCUCGGAAUGCCUAUCUUGUUGACAUCAGAAGCGAGAUAAUUGGGCGAGUUAUGUACAUAGAGUCCGUAGAAUAUAGUCGUGGACUGUGGGAGGGAAUGGACUUCUUGAUUUUCGACUCGUGGCAUUGGUGGACUCAUACCGGAAGUGACCAGCUUUGGGAUUUUAUUCGAGAAGGAAAUGCAACAUACAAAGACAUGAACCGUCUAGUCGCGUACGAGAAAGCAAUCAACACCUGGGCCAAAUGGGCGAAUUCCAGAGCUGAUCCUGCAAAAAACAGACUAAUCUUUCAAGGUGUUUCUCCUGAUCAUGCAAGUCCACCCAAAACAUGUGUGGGCGCAGAGGCACCAUUACCUGGGCCAAGCCCAAAAGGAACCAACCAUCCAGCAGAAGCAGUGCUAGAAAAAGUGUUGAGUGGAGCCAAGGAAGUGUAUUUGCUGGACAUAACAGGCUUAUCAGAACUCAGAAUAGAUGCACACCCAUCAGCUUAUGGAUUUGGAGGCUCCAAGUUUCCUGACUGCAGCCACUGGUGUCUGCCUGGACUCCCUGAUGUUUGGAACCAGCUUCUCUACACAUAUCUCUUUCAAAUUUAAUCAACAUCCAUCAAUAAAAUUUGCCAAAACUUGAUCAAUUUUACUUUUACAAUCCAAAAAAAAGUCGUUGGUGCCUGUUGGCAGAAUAUUUUACUGAUUAUAGUUGCUGCUAUAUUUUUCUAUGAGA